Messenger RNA from Camelina sativa (false flax), 2774 nucleotides. RefSeq lists its product as uncharacterized. Lineage: Eukaryota; Viridiplantae; Streptophyta; Magnoliopsida; Brassicales; Brassicaceae. The record is from RefSeq and is a predicted model, not a curated record.
GUGACGAUUUUGUGUGCGCUGGUAUGGUUGCGGAUGAAGGAGAUGAUGGGCUUGAUGAUGAAGUUUUGGUGGCGUUUGUGGAGGAGGUAGAAGCAAGUUAUAAGGCAAGGAUGGCUGAAAGGGUGGAUAAGGAUAAACAGGGGGUGUCCACAAUAGUUCCGUUGGUGGACAAGUAUAAUCAGGGGUUGUCCACUAGUAUCCCGUUGGUGGAGAAAGAUACUCAGGGGGUGUCCACAAGAGCUCCGUUGGUGGACCAGGAUAAUCAGGUGAUGUCCACUACAGCUGCGUCGUCAGACAAUGAGAUUGGAUUGGACAAUAAUUGUGAAGCGGGUCUAUAUGAGGUUAGUGUGGUUGAUAAGGAUAAACAGGGGGUGUCCACAAUAGUUCCGUUGGUGGACAAGUGUAAUCAGGGGUUGUCCACUAGUAUCCCGUUGGUGGAGAAAGAUACUCAGGGGUGUCACAAGAGCUCCGUUGGUGGACCAGGAUAAUCAGGUGAUGUCCACUACAGCUGCGUCGUCAGACAAUGGGAUUGGAUUGGACAAUAAUUGUGAAGCGGGUCUAUAUGAGGUUAGUGUGGUUGAUAAGGAUAAACAGGGGGUGUCCACAAUAGUUCCGUUGGUGGACAAGUGUAAUCAGGGGUUGUCCACUAGUAUCCCGUUGGUGGAGAAAGAUACUCAGGGGUGUCACAAGAGCUCCGUUGGUGGACCAGGAUAAUCAGGUGAUGUCCACUACAGCUGCGUCGUCAGACAAUGGGAUUGGAUUGGACAAUAAUUGUGAAGCAGGUCUAUAUGAGGUUAAUGUGGUUACUGCAUUAGAACCUGAUCACAAUGUAAUGGUGGGUGACCAUGUUGAGGUGGUGGUCAAUGGGGAAGAUUGGCUUUGUGAUGUACCGGUUUCUGAUAUGAGAGAGAUGGGGGACAAUAUGAUUAAUGUAGACAUAGUCAAAUAAAGUGGUGAUGUUGUAGGUCCAUUGUCCACUGUAGAAGUAGCAGUGGACAAUCUCAUAGUUGGGGAUAGCAGUCCAGAAUAUGAUUACGAUGAGUGGACUGAACGGAUUAACAAAGAGUAUCCUCCGGAUUGGGAUCCUAACAUGGAGAGGACGGGUGUAACUGAUGAUGAAGAUUAGGGUGUGGUUCUUGUAGAGGGGAACUCUAGCGGCAUCCCAAUGAACAAUGCGAUAGUAGCAGUGGGUUCAUCGUCUGGUUAUCAAUGUUGGGAUGCUGAUUUUGUUGAUUUUGUUGGAGGACUUGUGAUAGAUGAAACUGACCCUUUAUUGUUGAAUGACGCUCCACCAUGCCAUGAUAAUAUGAGAGGCUUGCCAAGCCAUGAAAGAAACAUGGAUUUCAAAUGAGCGGGUGAUGCAAUCUAUGUAGGUAUAAUAUUUUUCGAUAAGGCCGAGAUGCACAAUGCGCUAUCACUUUAUGCUAUGAAGAGGAUUUUCUGCUUCCGUAUAGUUGCUUCCGACAAAACGAGAGUAAUUGCAGCCUGCGUGGACAAGAAUUGUGGUUGGAGGGUUUAUGCUGUCACUCUUCCAAACACCUUGAAUUUGGAAGUGAGAACUGUUACAAUGGAACACAACUGUGACGUUACGGCUAGGUCUAGAUAUGGUUCUAAAGCAACGGCGAAGAUAUUGGCUGGACUUUUGCGAGGGAAAUUUGCAAAUGGGAAAAAAGGACCAAGGGCAUGCGAGUUACCAGAAAUGGUAUUGUCAGAGUUGAACGUAAUGAUAUCGUACAUGAAAGCCUGGAACGCUAAGGAAUUGGCUGUUAAUGCUACACGUUGACAGAAAUUUGAAGCUUCCUUCUUCAGUUCCUCGUGUAGCUAAAAAUUUGAACGCUAAGGAAUUUCUGAACGCCGCAAUGCAAAAGGCUGUUGAUUAUCCGAUAGUGUCAAUGGUAGAGUUCAUAAGAGCAAUGUUGAUGAGGUGGUUUUGGUGUAGAAGGACAUUCGCUGGGAAGACAAGGACAAGGUGUACACCAGAAAUUGAAGAAUUGUUGAUUGACCAUCUGAAGGAGUCACUCAAUUGUGCGGUCAAUGGAGCUACUGACUGGAUUUACCAAGUGAACGACGAGAUUGGGUGUGAGUUUAUAGUUGACCUUGAGAAAAAAACAUGUACUUGCAGGGUUUUUGACGUACUUAUGGUACCUUGCUGUCAUGCUCUGGCUGCUGGUCGAAUAAGAAACAUUGACCCAUACACACUUAUAAGCCGCUGUUAUUUCGUUGGACCAUGGAGGGAAAAGUACAAAGGAUUUUUAAUGCCUCGUCCAAAUGAGAAAGACGUGGACAUCCCAGAAGAAUUGACAGAGGUACCUGUAAACCCACCAAGGACAAAGCGGCAGGGGGGAAGGCCAAAAAAGAGAAGGAUUCCAUCACAGGGUGAAGUUCAUCACAAGAAGAAGGGAGUAACAAAAUGUGGGAGAUGUUUUGGACAAGGUCACAACAGGAAAACAUGCUCGACGCUAAUUUGAAGAGAUGAAGAUUGGUUAAGGAAGUGUUUUUUGGCAUUCCAUUUUUUGGAUGCUGAUGGAUUUUUCACUAUGAGUCCCUUAUUAUUUUGUCUACUAUGGUUGUAAGAUUUAAUGUCCUUCAGCAUUUGGGAAAUCAAAUUGGGUAGUAUGGCAUUUGGGAAAUCAAAUUGGGUAGUAUGGCUGUUAUUUUGGGGGAUAUGGAUGUAAGACUCUUUUGGCUAUUAUGGUUGUAAGAUUUAGUCGACAAACACCUUUGGCUAUGGUUAUUAUGGUUGUAAGAUUAUUUUGGGGAUAUGGUUGUAAGAC